Dicrocoelium dendriticum is the source of this 297-nucleotide messenger RNA. The record is from the annotation of a GenBank genome assembly. NCBI's taxonomy places the organism in Eukaryota, Metazoa, Platyhelminthes, Trematoda, Plagiorchiida, Dicrocoeliidae.
AUGUGUAGCGUCCUUACGCCCGAGCAGCACAGCUUCCGUCAACACAACAUCGGGGGGGGGGUGGGGGAGUGGGGGGGUGGGGGGGUGGGGGGGGGGGGGUGGGGGGGGGUGGGGGGGGGGGGGGGGGGGGGGGGGGGGGGGGGGGGGGGGGGGGGGGGGGGGGGGGGGGGGGAGGGGGGGGGGGGGGGGGGGGGGGGGGGGGGGUGGGGGGGGGGGGGUGGAGGGUGGGUGGGGGGGGGGGGUUGGGGGGGGGGGGGGGGGGGUGGGGGUAGUGGUAUUAUUAAUUGGUUCAUCUAG